This is a messenger RNA of Ficedula albicollis (Collared flycatcher), 1065 nucleotides long. It is a transcript of the gene RBP1, whose product is annotated as retinol binding protein 1. The record is from RefSeq and is a predicted model, not a curated record. The coding region runs from base 385 to 792 and encodes 135 amino acids. Gene Ontology annotation, cellular component: nucleus; cytosol. Gene Ontology annotation, molecular function: fatty acid binding. Gene Ontology annotation, biological process: vitamin A metabolic process; retinoic acid biosynthetic process; fatty acid transport. NCBI's taxonomy places the organism in Eukaryota, Metazoa, Chordata, Aves, Passeriformes, Muscicapidae. The transcript has 4 exons.
ACAAGAUAAGCGCUUUUAUAGCUUUGGCUAAUAUCCUAAACUAAAGCUAUUGAAAGGGGUUUGUUUCUGAGUGGCAUGAAGAAUGAAGACAUGGUUAGAAUGGAUUUCCUUUACACAAGUGAUAGGAAAGGUGAAUAUUUCACUCGUUUUCAAUCAAGUCAUCAUGCUGUCAUUAGAAAUCUCAGAGGUUCAGCCUUGUGGAAGGAUUUAAAGGCAGCACUUCAACAAUAAUCGGAUUAGAAGGACUUGCAUAGCUCCAUGGUCUGAAAAAGAGAUAAAAGAAACCAGAGUUCAAACUUGCCACAAAGCAAGGCAGUGAGCUGUGUGGUGCACAAUCAACCCACGGCUCUGAGCCUGUGAUUUUGACAAUCACCUGGAGCAGGGAUGCCUGCAGACUUCAACGGGUACUGGAAAAUGGUCAGCAAUGACAAUUUUGAGGAGUAUCUGAAAGCACUGGAUGUAAAUGUUGCUGUAAGAAAAAUAGCAAACUUGCUAAAGCCUGACAAAGAAAUCCUUCAGAACGGGGAUCAUAUGAUCAUUAAAACGCUAAGCACUUUUAGAAACUACAUCAUGGAAUUUGAUAUAGGGAAGGAGUUUGAGGAGGAUUUAUCGGGGGUGGACGAUCGCAAGUGCAUGACCACUGUGUCUUGGGAUGGAGAUAAGCUGCUCUGCGUACAGAAUGGAGAGAAGGAAGGCCGUGGUUGGACCCAGUGGAUUGAAGGAGAUGAAAUGCACCUGGAAAUAAGAGUGUGUGGAGUCACGUGUAAGCAAGUCUUUAAGAAGGUGCAGUGAGCUACUGCUGCUACAGAAGUAGAACGAUAUAAUUUACAGACUUGACACCAACUCUCCAAAUGGUGGUGCUGAGCAUCCUCAGUGACAAGAGCAAACACAGAAACGAAGAUCACAUUAGAACUGUAUAGUUGGAAUAAAAUAUCUUUUAGGAAAUUGAAAAAAAUUACUGCAAAUAAAACUAUUUUUAGAAAUGCCAGUUAAAGAUGCUAAACUCUCUAAACGUGUGCAUACCGUAAUUCUCGCCUACACUAAAGAAGAACUAUUAAAAGAAGA